This is a messenger RNA of Aphanomyces astaci, 816 nucleotides long. RefSeq lists its product as hypothetical. The coding region runs from base 1 to 816 and encodes 271 amino acids. The record is from RefSeq and is a predicted model, not a curated record. The transcript is spliced from 2 exons. Lineage: Eukaryota; Oomycota; Saprolegniomycetes; Saprolegniales; Verrucalvaceae.
AUGACCAACAAGGAAGAAGUCGAGUUCACUCACACACGAGCAAACGGUGGCAAGGCAAAGAAGAUCAUGAGGAUGUUCACCGGCAGCGGCUGGGAGGCGUGGUUGGUGUUUGGGUUGAACUUGUUCGACUACACGCGGUGGAUGCAGUACCAAUUCAACGACGAGAGCGCUAUGGAGGCGCUUCACGACGACAUCCAACUACUCUUGCACGGGCACCACCUCGACAAGUACCUGUCCAGUACUACUAACCAUCCCAACAACCGCAACCUGCCGUACACCCAACAAAUCCAGCUCGGGAUGGCCUUCCUCACAGAGCUCCAUUGUCCAAUUGGGACGCGCGAAAUACUGUUGGAGAGGCUCCGACGCCUUCGCAAGCGAGGCAACCAACGGGUCGCGGAGUAUUCUGUGGAGUUCAACCGCUGGCUACGAAAACUCAGCAUCCUACAAGCUAGUGAGAAGGAGCAACUGUCCACCAACGACCAGCUCCAGAUCUACAAAAGCGCCAUGCCCACGAAUUUCCAAAUCGAAUUUCGGAAGAAAUACGGGGUCAGGGUCUUUGAAAGCAUCGAAGAUGUCGAAGCAGCAUUCACCACGAUCGAAAAUGAUUUUUCAUUUAUUCGGGGAUUGGAAAAUGUAAAACCCAACGCGGCUCCGUUUAAGCCGGACAAGGCCAAGACCAAGUUCAAGGAAGACCGGAAAACAACGACCUCCCCCUACGACAAGCAAGCCAAGCGGUCAGCGAAGACGUGCGGGUUUUGCGAGUCCAAGAACUACAAGGCGGACAACCAUUCACAAAGUCGGCACAGCGUGUGUUAG